Oncorhynchus tshawytscha (Chinook salmon) is the source of this 3534-nucleotide messenger RNA. Its product is annotated as double-stranded RNA-specific adenosine deaminase-like. The transcript has 4 exons. NCBI's taxonomy places the organism in Eukaryota, Metazoa, Chordata, Actinopteri, Salmoniformes, Salmonidae. The record is from RefSeq and is a predicted model, not a curated record. Gene Ontology annotation, molecular function: DNA binding; double-stranded RNA adenosine deaminase activity; RNA binding. Gene Ontology annotation, biological process: positive regulation of type I interferon-mediated signaling pathway. Bases 1270 to 2211 code for a protein of 313 amino acids.
GCUAUGGUAUGGUAUGUACUGUAGGCUACUGUAUGGUAUGUUAUGUAGGCUACGGUAUGUUAUGUAGGCUACUGUAUGGUAUGAUAUGUACUGUAGGCUACUGUUUGUUAUGUAGGCUACGGUUUGUUAUGUACUGUAGGCUACUGUUUGUUAUGUAGGCUACGGUUUGUUAUGUACUGUAGGCUACGGUAUGUUAUGUAGACUACGGUAUGUUAUGUAGGCUACGGUAUGUUAUGAUAUGUACUGUAGGCUACUGUUUGUUAUGUAGGCUACGGUUUGUUAUGUACUGUAGGCUACGGUAUGUUAUGUAGACUACGGUAUGUUAUGUAGGCUACGGUAUGUUAUGUACUGUAGGCUACGGUAUGUUAUGUAGACUACGGUAUGUUAUGUACUGUAGGCUACGGUAUGUUAUGUAGGCUACGGUAUGAGGCAUAAAGAUACUGAACUGAACAUCAUUCCACGAAACCAAUAUGCAACAUGAAGUUAUUAACAACUAUGGGUAUAGAUAGAUAAAGCAGAUUAACAGGAAGUAAUACACAAUGUGCUCUUCUUAAAUGGACAGGAAUGUUAUGAAUGUUUCAGAUUUAUACUGUUGAUUAGAUGGGCUUUGAGAAAUACAUCUCAUGAACUGAAUAAAUAUUGGUAUUUUAUUAGGAUCCCCAUUAGCUGUUGUGAAAGCAGUAGUUACUCUACAUGGGGUCCACAUGAAACAUGAGAUGAUACAGACUUUUUUUGAAACCAGGUUUGCUGUUCAUUUGAGCAAUAUGAGAUGGAAGGGAGUUUGAUGUAAUAACAGCUAUAUAUAAUACUGUAUGUGUUCUGGAUUUGGGGUAUUGUGAAAAGCAGGUAGCCCUGUUUGAUAAGAAUACAUGUGUUAGUCAUGUUCUAUGUCUAUUUUGAGUUAAAAGAUAUGUCUAGGUAAUAAAAGUUUAACCUUGUCUAAAAUAAAACCAGAAUCGUUUUCAAUAAUUGACAGACAUCGUGGCUGAGUAACAGGUAGCCUGAACAGCCGCUAGGUGGCGCUAUUUGCCUUUAUUUUUAUGGUCUUACCGACCACUAUCAGCUGUUCAGGCUAAUCACAGGCUGACACUCAUAUCAGUUUCAGUACUGUUUUCAGGCGAAUCGAAAACUAAAUUGUCUACAGGACACUACAGAGAAAUAUUAAUGGCGUCUUUUUGUAGGCACUAACUCUGGCAUGGUUCUUUGGACAGAUCCUAUGGAGAAAAUGAAUGGCGCUUUUGGAUAAACGACGAAAAUAAGUUGGUAACUAUGUCCUGCGACAACCAGCAAGGAGACCAGUCGGCCUUGAAGAAGAGAAUAUGUGACUUUUUAAAGGUGAUGAAACAAGGAUCCACUGCCCUCCAGAUAGCUAAGGCUGUUGGACUGAAGAAGGCCAAGGAUGUAAACAGUGUCCUGUACGCUUUAAACAGAGCUGGACUUCUUUAUGCAACCACAGACAAACCACCAGUCUGGUCUGUGGAGAAACCAGGGGCGGCGUCAGUCUCUGUGAGUGUUCCAGAGUCAGAUCGGGUGCCUAGUCCUUCUGAGACCCCUGGCAUCACAGUGGAGGAGCUGAGGAGGGUGCUGACGUCAAAGAGUGAUGGAAGAGGAAUGAGUGUGCCACAAUUUUCCAGAGAAUUGGGCCAAUCACGAAAAUUAGUAACUAUGUCCUGCGACAACCAGCAAGGAGACCAGUCGGCCUUGAAGAAGAGAAUAUGUGACUUUUUAAAGGUGAAGAAACAAGGAUCCACUGCCCUCCAGAUAGCUAAGGCUGUUGGACUGAAGAAGGCCAAGGAUGUAAACAGUGUCCUGUACGCUUUAAACAAAGCUGGACUUCUUUAUGCAACCACAGACAAACCACCAGUCUGGUCUGUGGAGAAACCAGGGGCGGCGUCAGUCUCUGUGAGUGUUCCAGAGUCAGAUCGGGUGCCUAGUCCUUCUGAGACCCCUGGCAUCACAGUGGAGGAGCUGACGAGGGUGCUGACGUCAAAGAGUGAUGGAAGAGGAAUGAGUGCGCAAGAAAUUGCCAGAGAAUUGGGCCAAACACGAAAAUUUGUGAAUAAGCAUCUUUAUGACCUGCAAAGUAGCGGCAAGGCAGAAAAAUUGGGAGAGAAAAUGUGGAAAAUGAAAUUAAAUACCAGAGUUAUGAUCAAGAUAUUUCCAUCACACCAAGUAGACCGCUCUUUAUUAAAUCAAACUGUUCCUAGAUGACCCAGAGGACUACCUGACCCAGAGGACUACGAUCUCAUUCUCCUCUGAAGAAAUUGAGAAAAAUGCAUAUUACCUCACAAGCUACCCUCACUAUUAAAACAUUCACCAUAGUCUACCCUCACUAUUAAAACAUUCACCAUAGUCUACCCUCACUAUUAAAACAUUCACCAUAGUCUACCCUCACUAUUAAAACAUUUACCAUAGUCUACCCUCACUAUUAAAACAUUCACCAUGGUCUACCCUCACUAUUAAAACAUUUACCAUAGUCUACCCUCACAACACAUAUUGGAUGGAAACACAUACGCUGUGAAGAUUGUGAAGAAUAUGGGGUAAGACCAGAGGAGAACGACGGCCCCCUCUCAUUGAAGCCACGAAGUUCAAGGCCGACCAUGGUACUGCAGCAGGAAAACAGGCUCUCCGUUAUAGUCAAAUCAAAUGGUACUGCAGGCAUUUAUAGCAUUUAAACAGGAUCCCAAUUAUAGUGAAUGGAAAAAUGGCAAUCUGGAAAACCUUGAAAAAAACAUUUUAUAAAUCAAAGACAAUUAUGUUUACCAAAAGUUGCUUCUAAUACACCAGAUGUCCUUGAACCGAUUUAUUUUCAAAUAACACAGAAGAAGUUAUAUGGUUAGUUCAGUUGCAAAUGGCAGCCUGCAGUACCUCGGUCGGCCUUCAACAUGAUUUACUCAAUGAGAGGGGGCAGCACUGAGCCAGCCUGCAUGUUAUGUCUAAUGGCAGCCUGCAGUACCUCGGUCGGCCUUCAACAUGAUUUACUCAAUGAGAGGGGGCAGCACUGAGCCAGCCUGCAUGUUAUGUCUAAUGGCAGCCUGCAGUACCUCGGUCGGCCUUCAACAUGAUUUACUCAAUGAGAGGGAGCAGCACUGAGCUAGCCUGCAACAUCACUUCCAGGAGUAGCUCAAAGUACUCAUGUUAUGAAUCCAUGAGACGCAAUCUUAACCGACUUCAUUUGGCUUCAAUGCGUCAUUGAGUUUUCACAUAGGAAUGAAUGGUGUCACGUGAUCAAUGGCUUUGUCCAUUCAUAUAUACAGUCAUUGGCUAAGACAUUACUGUCCCCAUUCUGUUCCCCCUAAACGUGAAUAGUGUGUAUCCAUCCCUCUUACCUUGUGUGUCUUCUGUAUGCUAUAGUUGAUGCUAAUUAGCAACUAUCAGCUGUUUAUUUACAUGUUGUAAUUAUGAUCCUUUCUCUUACAGAGAAGCAAAUCGUGAAGUGAAAGCACUGGCUACCUUGGAACAUUCGAACAUUGUUCGCUACUAUACGACUUGGCCUGAGGAUGCCAAUUGGGUCGAUGGGGGCCACAGCACAGA